AUGUGGCACCUGACGUGCGUCGACGACUUUUUGAAUCGCGCGUUUUACAAGGUUGGCCUCUUUGUCGGUCGACACCCCGGCUACUUCGUAAUCGUGCCGAUACUGCUGGCGUGCAUAUGCUUCACCGGCUACCAGAGGAUACACUACGAAAUCGACCCGGAAUACCUGUUCUCGCCCGUCAACGGCCCCGGCAAGACCGAGCGAGCGAUAGUCGAGCAGUACUUUAAAGUCAAUUACAGCCACCAAUUCAAUGUCGGUCGUAUCACACGACCAG
Molecule: messenger RNA, 274 nt
Organism: Wasmannia auropunctata (little fire ant)
Lineage: Eukaryota; Metazoa; Arthropoda; Insecta; Hymenoptera; Formicidae
Product: patched domain-containing protein 1-like
Exons: 1
Cellular component (GO): plasma membrane; cytoplasmic vesicle membrane
Source: RefSeq, a predicted model, not a curated record